CCAGGGCGGGAAAGUUACAGAAGUACUGGGGAGGGAAGUAAACAUCAUGGCGAACAUGGAUGUGGAGAUGAAGAACCCGACAGAACCAGAACCAGAACCAGAGCCCGCUCCCAUGAAAGAGGAGCCGGCGAAGAGCUCCAGCAGCGGCGGCUCCUACGACCUGCCCUGGGUGGAGAAAUACCGGCCGCUGAAGCUCAACCAGAUAGUCGGUAACGAGGAGACAGUCAGCCGGCUGGAGGUGUUCGCCAGGGAGGGAAACGUCCCCAACAUCAUCAUCGCAGGGCCUCCGGGGACCGGGAAGACCACCAGCAUCCUCUGCCUGGCCAGAGCCCUGCUCGGCGCGUCCAUGAAGGACGCGGUGCUGGAGCUCAACGCUUCCAAUGAGAGGGGUAUCGACGUGGUACGGAACAAGAUCAAGAUGUUCGCCCAGCAGAAGGUCACACUUCCCAAAGGACGACACAAGGUCAUCAUCCUGGACGAGGCUGACAGCAUGACGGACGGGGCACAGCAGGCUCUGAGAAGGAUCAUGGAGAUCUACUCCAAGACGACGCGCUUCGCCCUGGCCUGCAACGCCUCCGACAAGAUCAUCGAGCCCAUCCAGUCGCGCUGCGCCGUGCUGCGCUACAGCAAGCUGACAGACGGCCAGGUGCUGGCCCGCCUGCAGCAGGUGGUGGAGCUGGAGGAGCUCUCCGUCUGCCCCGACGGGCUGGAGGCCGUCAUCUUCACCGCCCAGGGAGACAUGAGACAGGCACUCAACAACCUGCAGUCGACCCACUCGGGCUUCGGCUACAUCGACAGCACCAACGUGUUCAAGGUGUGUGACGAGCCCCACCCCCUGCUGGUGAAGGGCAUGCUGGGUCGCUGCGUGGAGGGGGACGUGGACGGGGCCUACAAGGUGGUGGAGGAGCUGUGGGCGCUGGGCUACUCCCCCGAGGACAUCAUGGGCAACAUCUUCAGGGUCUGCAAGACCUACCAGAUGGCCGAGUACCUGAAGCUGGAGUUCAUCAAGGAGAUCGGCUACACCCACAUGAGGAUUGUGGAGGGGGUCAACUCACUGCUGCAGAUGGCCGGACUCCUGGCUCGCCUGUGCAGCAAGACCAGUCCUCCAGCCUCCUAGCCCUGGACCCCUAACCAGACCUCCUUCAGCCUGUUAGUGCUGGACCCCUAACCAGUCCUCCAGCCUCCUAGCCCUGGACCCCUAACCAGACCUCCUUCAGCCUGUUAGUCCUUGACCGGGCCAAACCUCCUCCUGGACUAUUCUUCCUGUUGACAAGAAAACCUUUCUCUCCAAUCAGAACCGGUGUUGGAAGAGGGCCGGAGUCGACUUAAGCCGGUCAGAGCUGGUUAGAACCGGUCUGAGCAGGCUGAUGGUCAAUGUUUCCAUGUUCCAUUUGAUACGUUGUUUUAUAAACAAUAAAUCACAACUUUGUUACAUGUUUUAUUUAGUACAAAUGUUUAAGUUUCAGUACAAACAACAUCUUUCCAUACAAAUCGUAAUAAAUACAAUGUAAUAAAUAGUACAUCAAGAUGGGCACAGAAAUAAUAACCGUAUCAAACUGAACCAGGCUUUCCUGGUUAAUGACCUUAUAUAUCAAACUGAACUGGGCUUGGACAUCAUCUAACUAGACAUGGAAACGGUACUGGGUGUUGAAGGAUUCCAGUAGAGAACAGAAUCA
Molecule: messenger RNA, 1676 nt
Organism: Gadus macrocephalus (Pacific cod)
Lineage: Eukaryota; Metazoa; Chordata; Actinopteri; Gadiformes; Gadidae
Gene: rfc2
Product: replication factor C (activator 1) 2
Exons: 6
Coding region: 47-1117 (356 amino acids)
Biological process (GO): DNA repair; DNA-templated DNA replication
Cellular component (GO): nucleus; DNA replication factor C complex
Molecular function (GO): DNA binding; ATP hydrolysis activity; DNA clamp loader activity
Source: RefSeq, a predicted model, not a curated record